Aspergillus oryzae RIB40 is the source of this 1935-nucleotide messenger RNA. RefSeq lists its product as uncharacterized. The transcript has a single exon. The record is from RefSeq and is a predicted model, not a curated record. NCBI's taxonomy places the organism in Eukaryota, Fungi, Ascomycota, Eurotiomycetes, Eurotiales, Aspergillaceae. The coding region runs from base 1 to 1935 and encodes 644 amino acids.
AUGAGACGAGGUGAUACAAGUGGGACGAACGCGCAGACCAACCAGGAACAGUUUCAAACCCCGGAUAAGCUUCCUCCAGGUGACAGCUUGAGAGGGUCAUUAACUACAAAGAAGAGGAUCGGAACACCCGCUUCUUCAUCUUCUACAUCAAGGUCAUGGAAGAGGUCUUCAUUUGCCGGUGCCCGAGACCAGCCGACACUCACGCAGAUCGACUUCGUAACGCAGGUAUCGCAGCAUCAGUCAGAUGACGACGAUGAUCUCGAUUACAUCGCCGAGGCACCUAAACAUGGUACCAGGAAACGUAAGGAGGUCAUUGAGAUAGCAGAUGAGUCUGGAAAUGAUGCCGAUUAUCGACCACCUUCAAAUUCACGAGUCCCGCGAGCCCGCGGCGUCAGAUUCGACCAGGAUACGAAUAGUGUCGGGUCUAAGCAGUCUAAGGCGGUUAGUCGAGGCGAUGGUCCUUCAAAACGGGGUCUGAGAAAAAGUGGUGACGGCGUCAAGGGUAACAAGAAGGGCAAGGACAAGCAACAGAAAGAUAAGACAUUGACACAGAUGGACUAUGUUAGACGGUACUUGAAGAUCGAGCCUGAUGAGGAUGUCAAGUUGGAGUACACAUAUACCACUCCUCAAAAGCAUGAACGAAACUCUCAUGAUUUGCAACCUCCGAACGCUGGAGAUACGGCUCCCAAUCCGGUUGAUACCUAUGCCACUUCAAGUGAAUCCAAGAGACGGAAACUGAAUGACGAGUCGCGAUCAAGUGGAGAAGCGGAAUCAGCUGGACACCCCAAACCGGCUGAACCAUUUGCAGGUCCAGUCACACCGCGGAAGCCUAGGCGAUCGGAAAUACCCUCCUCUCAAUCUCCAGAGAGCCCCGGACUCGCGAUCAUCACAUCAUCGCAGUUCCGCAGUGCAACUCGUUCUCCCCUUAAACGGGAAUCCCCAACCCCAACCAUUAAACGCAUCAAAGAAGAAUCACCUGGCUACGAGCAAGUAGAGGGUGCCCUUAAGAGUCCGGAAGAAACAUUAUCCCAUGAUUCAACGCCGCCAUCUAUGAUACCCCACCCUCCGCCUACAGUCAAGCUCACCUCAAAAGAAAGCUUAGAGACCAAUGCAAGCUCUACCCAGUCCUACUCUACGAAAGGGACAACAGUUCCAAAAGAGGGAAUUGAUACACAUCAGGAACUUGAUGAAAACCCCAAGACUACGCAGAGGACUGUCGUAUAUGAAACAGACGCUGAGACCGACACUGGUGACUUUCAAGACAACGAUUUCAAUAUACCUGGCUCACCUCCCGAAAGAAGGUCUGACAACCAUUUCCAUACUUACGAAGAUGAUAAUGAGCUGCCAAACGAAGAUUCCCAAGAACUUCCACCAAUUCCUCCAUCCGGGCUAGAUGUUGAAUCCGGUCCUCUACAAUCAGAGACCAAUCUGCCAUCUGAUGCAUCAGUAUACUACCGGAGACCGCAGCAAGCUACACAGUUUCCACUCGAGCCAAUACCCGUACUUAAUACUCAGAAAAUGGCGGAGCUCUUCCCGGACUAUCAGCAAGAGUCGGCUACUGUCUCAGAACCGCCGUCAACACCACAACGACUCCUUUAUACUCAAACGCAGACCCAAUCUCAAACCCAAGACCAAGACAAAGCUUCGACAGAGAUUGUUCCCGAAUCAUCACCUAUUGUACGUUGUGAAAGCGGAGUUAAUCCAAAAGACGCUAUUCGACGUGGACAUAUUGCUCGAGAAUCUGUCGUGCAGGUGGAGUCUUCGCAACCUGCAGAUAGAUUUCAAAGGAAAGCCGAUACUGACAGAAGCUCUCAGCCACGAGGUAUUCUAUCAAGGAGCGAUCUUCUGACAUCGAGUGUUAUGGAAAGUAUACCAUUGCCGGCAUUUAUGUUGGGCAGUCAGGAUAGUAUCGGAGAGCCUUACUCAGAUAUCUAA